Molecule: messenger RNA, 748 nt
Organism: Clarias gariepinus (North African catfish)
Lineage: Eukaryota; Metazoa; Chordata; Actinopteri; Siluriformes; Clariidae
Gene: ppil1
Product: peptidylprolyl isomerase (cyclophilin)-like 1
Exons: 4
Coding region: 235-678 (147 amino acids)
Biological process (GO): protein folding; protein peptidyl-prolyl isomerization
Cellular component (GO): catalytic step 2 spliceosome
Molecular function (GO): peptidyl-prolyl cis-trans isomerase activity
Source: RefSeq, a predicted model, not a curated record
GUUUCUUGUAGUGCUUGAGAUUCCACUUCUAUUGUUCUGCUGAUUUGUUGCACCAGCAGCUCUCCUCAAACAGGCCGGUUAACUUUCGGUCAACGUUAAAGAAGCAGUUGGGCCUUCGGCAAAUGGAAGGAGCAGGAAGUAAGCUCCUUCGGUUAAAUGGGCACAGCAAGGCGACACAAUGGCAUUUCUUGUUCAAGGCUGCAUCCUGAAUGACCAUCUCAAGAACCAAAAUGGAUGGGCAGCAUCGUGUUGGAGUUGUACUGGAAACACGCGCCUAAAACCUGCAAGAACUUCGCUGAGCUGGGCAGGAGGGGAUAUUACAACACCACCAAGUUUCACCGUAUCAUUAAAGACUUUAUGGUGCAGGGAGGCGACCCUACAGCAACUGGCCGUGGUGGUGCAAGUAUAUAUGGAAAACAGUUUGAGGAUGAGCUUCAUCCAGAGCUGAAAUUCACAGGUGCUGGAAUCCUUGCUAUGGCUAACGCAGGCCCGGACACAAAUGGGAGUCAGUUCUUUUUGACUUUGGCCCCCACACAGUGGCUCGAUGGCAAGCACACUAUAUUUGGGAGAGUUUGCCAAGGCAUGAGUGUUGUCAGUCGAAUUGGAAUGGUGGAGACAAACAGUCAAGAUCGUCCUAUUGAGGAGAUAAAAAUACUCCGGGUGACUCUGCCUAACUGACAUGUUGGUCAAAUUUUGUACAGUAUUGUUUUUUUGAAACAAUAAAUCAGUAUUUUGUAAUGUUUUUAAA